Eucalyptus grandis is the source of this 594-nucleotide messenger RNA. RefSeq names its product auxin-induced in root cultures protein 12. Bases 1 to 594 code for a protein of 197 amino acids. The record is from RefSeq and is a predicted model, not a curated record. The transcript has a single exon. Lineage: Eukaryota; Viridiplantae; Streptophyta; Magnoliopsida; Myrtales; Myrtaceae.
AUGGCUGCCGAUGCUGCCAGCGCCACUUUUCUCUCCAUUCUCCUCUCGCUCACCAUCACGCUCUCUCUCGUCUCCCCCUCUCUCGCCAUGUACUGCCACUCCCAAAUCGUACACGGUAUCCCAUUCCCAUACCCGACUAAGUACUCGAACUGUACAGAGUACCUCCACCAUAAAGCCGCCCUCCACUACACCUUCGACCCCGCCAACUCCUCCCUCUCCCUCGCCUUCGCCGCCACCCCGCCCUCCUCCGGCGGAUGGGUCGCCUGGGCCAUCAACCCCACCUCCACCGGCAUGGUCGGGGCGCAGGCGCUGAUGGCGCUCAAGACCUCCACCGGCUCCGUCGUCGCCAAGACCUUCAACAUCUCCUCACACCACUCCGUUGUCGAGUCCGAGCUGUCGUUCGACGUGUGGGACCUGAGCGCGCAUGAGGCCAGCGACGGGACCAUGUGGCUGUUCGCGACGGUGAAGUUGUGCAGGAGGAGCCUGAAUCUGGUGUGGCAAGUCGGCGGUGUGGUCAACGGAACGAGGCCGGGGAUCCAUCAAAUGGCGUUUGCCAACAAGAACGCCAAGGCGACGCUUGAGCUGGGGGCAUAG